UACUUCUAACAACUUUUCUCGUUCUCUCCAUUUCGCGUGCUGUUUUCUCAACUAUUUUUCCAAGCUGGUUCUCUUCGAUUUUAUUGAGCAUCUGAGGGAUCGGUGUUAUAAUUGGUGGUAUUCUGUUGAAACUGCUUCUAGUUCCGAUCCGGACUGUUCAACAAUGCUGUCUCCUUCGUUUGAAUGUGUCUCGGUCAAUUCCCAACCAACAGAAAGGGCAAAUUCGACCUACAUUCAGCCUCAACCAACAGCGCUCGCAGAAUACGUUAUUGGCGGCUUUCAACCCAACGCUGUGAGGGAGUAUGAAGUGUCUGAGUAUGUGGUGGGACAAGCUGGGAAUACUGCAAAUAACGACAACACAAGAACGGCAACAACAGCGGUCACAGAAAGCACAACAGCAGUCGCAACAACAACAGCGGUAGCUGUAGCUAUUCCAGUGCCUUCAACCAGCAAGCCUUCAACAAGGUUGGUAGAGAUCCUUUUCGUUUUAGGGGAUUUUCCUUAG
Messenger RNA from Meloidogyne enterolobii, 505 nucleotides. The record is from the annotation of a GenBank genome assembly. Lineage: Eukaryota; Metazoa; Nematoda; Chromadorea; Rhabditida; Meloidogynidae.